AUGCGUAUUAUUAACUCCAACCUGAGAAUUAAAGCUUUUAAAAUCUCCAACUGCCUAGACUACGUAGCUGGCAAAGUAUAUGAAGAAAAGGAUUAUAGAAGAGUUAGAUUUGUUGGACGACAAAAGGAGGUGAACAAGAAUUUUGCGAUUGAUUUGAUAGCAGAGCAGCCUGUGAGUGAAGUUGAAAGCAGAGUGAUAUCAUGCGAUGGUGGUGGUGGAGCUUUGGGACAUCCUAAGGUCUACAUAAACUUGGACAAAGAUACAAAGACCGGGACAUGCGGCUACUGUGGACUUCAGUUUAAACAGAAACAUCACUGAAAGAUUAUCCCUGCAUGCUUGCAGGUUUCUGUUCAGAUGCUAAUGUUUAACUAUAAAUAAACAAUAUAUUUAGCAACCCAA
Nipponia nippon (crested ibis) is the source of this 399-nucleotide messenger RNA. Lineage: Eukaryota; Metazoa; Chordata; Aves; Pelecaniformes; Threskiornithidae. The record is from RefSeq and is a predicted model, not a curated record.